UAUAGUAAGGUUACAUAUAUAAAUUGAUAGUCACUAAUAACAAAUAAAGUUUUCAUGUGUUUCUAUUUGUGAUUAACCAAAAACAAAAACUAAAACAAAACAAGAAAAAACCCGAAACGAAAUGAAACAAACAAAACAAAUAACCAUGUACCUUCUACAAAUGUGUAUAAGUUUUAUAUAAUCAUGUACGAAUAGUAGUAUGAAUGUUAAUAUAUUCAUUGAAUUGUUAUUAUUAUUAUUAUUAUUAUUACUAUUACUAUUUCAUUGAAUAUUCAACCUAAACUAAAAUCAUUGAAUAUACUGGUUUUCUCUAUUCAAUUAAUUGAAUACAAUUCAUUUGAAUCUCUUUUAUAAGUGGAUUAUUUCACAAUCUAAUUCAAUGUAUCUUAUAUUAAAUUAAAUUAAAACAAAACAAAACAAAACAUGCCUAAAACUUCAGUAAACACUAAAGAAUCAAAAUAUUUUCCAAAUUUUAUUAAACGGAAUAAAAGUGUUCAUUUACAAAAUCGUCAUAAUAUGAAAGCUCUUCUGGAAGAAGCAAAGAAAGAAUUUCUAGAAAAAUGGGAGAAGCCUGCUCAGAACACGGCCACUCUGGAUUCAUUCGACCGAAUCAAAACGUUAGGCACUGGGUCUUUCGGACGCGUGAUGCUAGUCCAGCACAAAGUCAGCAAGGAGUAUUAUGCUAUGAAGAUUUUAGACAAACAAAAGGUGGUGAAGUUGAAACAAGUUGAACAUACGUUAAACGAAAAGCGUAUAUUGCAAGCUAUUUCGUUUCCGUUCCUUGUCCGGUUGGAUUAUCAUUUCAAAGACAAUAGCAAUUUGUAUAUGGUUUUGGAAUUUGUUAAUGGGGGAGAAAUGUUUUCCCAUUUAAGACGCAUCGGUCGUUUCAGUGAAAGUCAUUCACGAUUCUAUGCUAGUCAAGUGGUGUUGGCAUUUGAAUAUCUACAUCAUUUAGAAUUAGUCUACAGAGAUUUGAAACCGGAAAACAUUCUUAUUGAUCAAUAUGGAUAUUUAAAGAUAACAGAUUUUGGUUUUGCUAAACGUGUAAAAGGUAGAACAUGGACUCUAUGCGGUACACCAGAAUAUUUAGCUCCUGAAAUUAUUCUAAGCAAAGGUUACAAUAAAGCUGUUGAUUGGUGGGCACUUGGUGUAUUAGUUUAUGAAAUGGCAGCUGGUUAUCCACCAUUUUUUGCUGAUCAACCAAUACAAAUUUAUGAACGUAUUGUAUCGGGAAAAGUUCGUUUCCCGUCACACUUUAGUUCUGAUUUAAAAGAUUUACUAAGAAAUCUUUUACAAGUUGAUUUAACUAAACGUUUUGGAAAUUUAAAAAAUGGUGUUAAUGAUAUUAAAACACAUAAAUGGUUCGCAACAACUGAUUGGUUCUCUAUUUUUAAACGUGAUAUUGAAGCACCAUUUACACCAAAAUGUUCUGGUGCUGGAGAUGCAAGUAAUUUUGAUGAUUAUGAAGAAGAACCAUUACGUAUUGCUACAACAGAGAAGUGUGCAAAAGAAUUUGGUGAAUUUUAAAUAUUAAUGACGAAAAUAUGAAUAAUAAUAAAUGAUUAAUUAAAUUAACAAUUGAACAUUUGAUACUGACUGUAAACAAACACAACCAUUAUCAGUUGUUACUAUUACUACUACUACUACUACUAAUAAUAAUAAUAAUAAUGACAAUGAUAGUGGUUCUAUUAUCAUUAUUGCUUUCCAAGUGCUUAUUAUUUCCAACUUGUUCUCACCAAUGAUUUUUAUUGUCACCUGUUUUCUUCUGAUUUGUUUUUAUCGUCCUGUUCUUUUUUUUGCAUUGACUUUUAUUUAUCGCAGUGAAUUUUGUUGUCUUUCUUCAUCUUUCUCUUUGUGUUAUGCAUAAAGAGUUGCCUAUCGUUGCCACUAUUGCUCCAUCGAUCUCUUUCUUCAUUCAUCUGUUAUUAUUAUUAUUAUUAUUAUAUGAGAAAAGUGUUUAUUAUUACAGUAUACGAAUUCACACGAUAAAUAUAUAUCCUUGAAAAGAAAAGAAAAAAUUCUGAUCUCAAUGAAGAGUUAUAAAAUAUGCUUUUCUUGUGUGUAUGUAUGUUUGUGUGCAUAAGUUGUGGUUAUUCAUUUCCUUUUUUUUUUCUUGUUUUAAUUCAUACUAUGAUUGUAAACUAUAAAACUAUUCUAUAAUGUUCAAUUCCUUCAAUGAAUGUGGAGAUUUUUUUCGGCAUAAACUUUGUAAUUAUUCACUUAGAACAUAGCAAUAUUACUAAUAAACAUUGAAAAUAAUAAUUUUUAAUGUACAUUAAAAACUAUAUCGUAAAUUAUAUUUUAAAGUUUCGGUAUCUAUCUAGAAAAUUCACUUUCAACACUUCAAUGGUUUAAGUAAAGAAAAUUUUGUAAUCAUUUAUGCUUGUAAUUGUUAUUUUUUUUUUCCAAUGGCUACUAUUAUUACUAGCAUAUAAUACUAGUACCAUUAUCAAUACUAAUACUAGAAUAUUUCUAUGAUAACUGAAUUACAUUGAUAAUAUCUCUUCAUAUUUUGUAUGAUGUGUUUUAUGGUUUAAAUAGGUUAAAUCAAAUGUUCCGUUUCUAUUGAUGAACUAUUACUUAUAAUUGAUUUUUCCCCCUUUUUCAAAGAAAAAAUUUUUAAAAAAAAUCCACCACUAUACUUCAUGCUCACGUUUAUAUCUUGAUUGUCUUAAAAGAAAAAAAGAAAGACAAGAACAGAAUAUUGUCAUUCCAUUAUUAUUAAUGAGUUGAAACAUUCUGGAAGUGUUUGAUUUGUGAGCACAAUAGAAAUAUUGUUCAUGUUAUUAUCUAUUCCUUUAACCAUUCUGUUAUGCAUCAUACUUUCUUUUUUCUCUCCCUCAUUUAUGUUACUCAUUAUUUUAAACACUUUGAAAAUGUGCAUGUUUAAAAGGAAUAUUGUUAAUUUCAUGCGAAAAACAAUAUACAUUCAAACUAUACACGUAAAAUAUAUAUACAAGUUAAUGAUGAAAUUACUCCCUGACUGAUGACGAUUUUUUUUCUUCUUCUGAAUAGUAUCACCAAAAAAAAUUAUGUUUUUGUUUUCUCAAUCUACUUCAUAAUGUAUGUUGUUUUGCUUAACAUAAAGUAAUCCUUUGUUUGUUUGUUUGUUUGUUUUUUCUCUCUCAUCAAUUUAUUUGCUUUCCUUUAUUUCGUUCGAAAAAACAACAACAGCACAAGUUUUAUUCCCCUUUAUAAAAUCAAAUAUUCCCACUCUGCUUUUUUAUUUUCGAAUUAUCCACUACAACAUUUUAUUUCAAUUUGUAAAUA
Molecule: messenger RNA, 3270 nt
Organism: Schistosoma guineensis
Lineage: Eukaryota; Metazoa; Platyhelminthes; Trematoda; Strigeidida; Schistosomatidae
Source: the annotation of a GenBank genome assembly